Molecule: messenger RNA, 2190 nt
Organism: Aplosporella prunicola CBS 121167
Lineage: Eukaryota; Fungi; Ascomycota; Dothideomycetes; Botryosphaeriales; Aplosporellaceae
Exons: 3
Coding region: 1-2190 (729 amino acids)
Biological process (GO): positive regulation of transcription by RNA polymerase II
Cellular component (GO): nucleus
Molecular function (GO): transcription cis-regulatory region binding; DNA-binding transcription factor activity, RNA polymerase II-specific; zinc ion binding
Source: RefSeq, a predicted model, not a curated record
AUGGAAAUUCUCACUCUACCACGAUCGCGAACGUUCACUGGAUGUGGGACAUGUCGAUCCCGGCACUUCAAGUGUGACGAAGCUCGGCCGGUGUGCAACACGUGCCGUCGGCUUAAGCUUCCGUGUCAGGGUUAUGCUGCCCGUCUUCAUUGGAUUGCUGAUGAGAAAUCCGCCCAGGGCAGCAACAGCUUUACAAUACACAGGCACGCGUUGUUCAAUGGUACGCGUAACUACACACCAUCAAAGCCUUUCCAAUACGCUACAGUUACUGAUUUGUCUGCAGAGGAUGACCGGCGCCUAAUGAGCCUUGAGCUUUCGGAAAGCACAGGCGGUAAGCCAGCCAUGGACAUGGUGCUUGAACUUGAUGCCAAAUGCGAGCGGCGUGACAAAGACCAAGAAGGCGAUAAUGAAAGUAUCACUGCCGGGCCUUUUAGCGUCUUCAGGGCCUACAGCACUCGGACACAGCCGUCGGAGAGCCCUGAGGAAGUUGAGUCGGCAGAGGGUGUUGACAACGUGAUAAACGAAGUCACUAAUGAUUCUUGGGACGCACAGCUCGAGCAGAUUGUGGCAGAGCAGCUCCCCAGUCCUCCGAUCGACAGCUCUCACGAUGACCUCAACCUCACUCAACAGGAAGACCAGCUUCCUAUAUGGGACACUCUUUCGGGGGAAAACUACGAUGUAGACUCCCUAUUCCCCAACCUCUCAUCUGAUCUGGCUUUCCCCCACAUGGAUACUCUGGACACAGCCGCGAUCGGUAACACAAGCAACGAAUCCCCGAACACUCUAUCACGAGAUUUUGCAAUAACGCAAACCUACCUUACACCUGUUGGUCGACCCUUUGAGCAAAGUCUUUCCCCAGACAUUCCUGUUCUCCUUCGUUAUUGCAAAUCGAAUUUUGCAAUGUCGCCGCCCCGAUUAGGAAGAAGGCUUUCUCCAUGGCAAAGACUUUUCGUACCUUACGUGAUGGAAACAUUCGGGGAGCUGACACUUGGGGACAACACAUCUUGUCCGAGACUUGCUAUAUUCUACGCUGUCUUAGCAAACAGCGCUUUCCACCUCCAAUAUUUCAGCCCUUCUCAAAACCAUGAGCCCUACUGGCUUGAGAAUGGCAUCAAAUAUCAGAAGAUGGCAAAGGAAUACUUGAAAAAGGCACUCCAGACCGAAUACGUGGGCAACUCUCAAGUCAAGUAUAAAGAGUUGCUCAUGGCAAUUUUGGCCAUGGCUAUUUCUUCGGUAUUCAAUGAACCACAAAACAUUAGGAUCUUCCUUCAUGAUGCGGAGCUCCUUAUCCUUCGUCGCGGUGUACCGAAACAGAAAAAAUCUUUCAAAGUGCGUUUGCUGCAUCACAUGUAUACACAUCUUCGAAUCAUUGCCGAGAGCACAGCCAUCAGCAGCCGGCAAGAGUCACAACAUUCUCAAAGUGAAGCAGACCUCACUGCGGUCUCCCGAACAUUCCGACUUCCUGAGGAGUCUUUAAAUGCGAAUCUAGAUCCGUCUAGUGAAAAGACGAUGGAACUGGGCUACAAUGACAUUCACCUGAAAGUCCAAGGGAGAUGGACAAAAACCAUGUACACGGAUAUUUACGGCAUCCCAGAGUCACUCAUGACGCUGCUUUCUCAGACGAUCUGCCUGGCCAAUGAAAAGAAAAGGCUGGAGGGACUUGCAGCCACUAAUGCUCAAAUAUCAGCUGCUUUGAUGCGCCACACGAGUACCCUAGAGCAGAAUAUAUGGAGUUGGUCAGUAUCGGGAGCCAUGGACCGAGCAGGGACAGAGUACGCCAACACACCGGAAUCGGUUGGGAUCGAUCAGAACGCCGUCAAAUAUAUGGCACUCGCGCUACACCAGUCCCUUCUUAUAUAUUUCUAUCGUCGGGUAUACAACGUCAACGCCAUGAUACUCCAGGACUUCGUCCGAAAGACGCUCGACUAUCUGUUAGUCUGUGCCAUUCAAGGUGCAGGUGACCAGGAUUUUGCAGCGACAAUAUCUUGGUCGGGGUUCAUUGCUGCUUGCGAAGCAGUAACACCGGAGCUGCAGGAGAAAGCUCUUCAAUGCCUUUCUAUGUUCAACAAACGAAGCAUCUUCUUCGCGUCUGGGGAAAUCGUAAGAAUUGCUCAGGAAGUUUGGAAACACCGGAAGGAAUGCGGAGACAGAAACAUCAGCUGGAUGGACAUGAUGUCGGACAAAAUGUGA